AUGAUGAAGUUUUGCUUCAUGACUUCUCAUGGCUAUCAAAUCCCUGGCCUUGGUCUUCCUCACGAGCUCAGUAACACUGAAAUCAUCAAGACUAACCGGUCUUAUCUGAUGAAUCCGGGAACGAGACAAGAGAUAAUACCUGCAAGCUCCUUCAAUCUGAAUCAUCCACAAAACUUGGAACCAUGGAAACCGGUUUCUUCGUUUACCAAAUCUAGCCAAUUCGUGGAGCUUGACUCAGCCUUGAUGAAACCUCUGCUCAUGGAUGUUCAUGAGAAGGCGCCGGAAUCUCUGGUUUUGAGCUUUGGCAAGUAUGCGAGACAAGAGAAAGUGAUGGAGUUUCUUAUGUCUAGGUCAAAGGAGAGAGGAGUUGAUAUGUCUAUGCUAUCUGAAUUGAUGGAGCUAGAGGCUGUUAAAUCAAGCUCUCAGCUACUACCGUAUGGUGCUUCCUCUGUUCUUUACUUGAAUCAAGAACUAGGGAAACCGGUUUUGGAUCUCGUUAGGGAUAUGGUUGACUUCUCUGUGCAAUCAAACGGCCACGUUCUCUUCUCCUCAAGUAGGAACUCAACAAAAGGGAAACCGCUCUCACCGCUUGUCCCGCAGUUUCAGUGGUUUGAGAGUGAAGUAAUAACACCAGCGAAGCUGAAAGUAGCUACUGUGUUAGCACCUUUGAAGAGUCCUGAGAAAACCAGGGUCAAGCCAUCACCAAGGAAACAAAACACGAAGCGGAAAGCUAAACAGAGCGACCUCUACAGAAGAAACCAUCUCCACGCUUACGAGAGCCUUUUGUCGUUAAUGAUAGGCAGUGAUCCUCAAGACAAACACACAACAGUGCUCUCUUUGCAGAGAUCAUGCGGAGAGAUCUCUGAGCUUCUCACUCAGUUUUCUAUCACUGCCGCGGGGACUGGAAUGGCUGUGCUCUUCUCUGUGGUCUGUGGUCUUGCUUCAAGGAGUGUGCCUUUCUGCGCAAACAAGUUUUUCGACACUGGACUUGGUUUCAGUUUGGUAAUACUGUCGUGGGCUGUGAUCAGACUCAGGGAAGUGAUUGUUAGUGUCAAUAGGAAAGCAAACAAGCAAUGUUCAAGUUUGAAAGAUGGAGAAAUCAUGAACAGUGUGGAGAGAAGCAUCAAGGAGGUUUACUUCAGAGCUGCCACGGUAAUCGCUGUGUUUGCACUUAGGUUUGCAUGUUGA
Microthlaspi erraticum is the source of this 1188-nucleotide messenger RNA. Lineage: Eukaryota; Viridiplantae; Streptophyta; Magnoliopsida; Brassicales; Brassicaceae. The record is from the annotation of a GenBank genome assembly.